CAGUGGAGGAAGGUGCAAACCCCUGAAAUCCCCAGCCAGCUGCUACACGUUGAUGGGUCCUCUCAAACGCGGGACAGUUCAGUUUCCAUCUUUUGUUCCUGUUAUUGUUGUUGAAGACUCGUUCAUUCGCACACCAGGAAACCCACUUUCGCGAGAAAACAUCAGGCAACUCAGCAAAAAGGUCAUCGAGUCGCGGAACACUCGAAGGGCGGAAAGCAGCCUGCAAGUACCACUGUUAUUUCUUUCACCUGCUUCCCCUCUUCACUUUUUCCCCAGUCUCAAUUUGAAAUUUUAAUUCCCAAUCUCCCUCAGUCCCAAGUCACCUUGACGCAAACCAAUAUAGUCACCAGAGCACCGACGCGUCUCACCAUGGCAGGCGACAAAGACGAGCCAGAAGUGCGAGUUCACGAUCCCAUGCCAUCGGGAUACGUCUUCGUUCCCAAGGGAGACGUAUACAUCACUAAAAAUUGUCGCCAGGAGACAUAUUCGGCCGGCCAGACCGUUUACGUGGUGGUUGACAAACGUCGGAAACCGACCGGCCUUCGCUGUCCUGCCUCCAUCUUCAAGGCCGUCCAAGACUUGAACCAGGCUACAGCUGCGAAACGUGCAGAGGCUGUACAGAAGCGAGAUGCAGCUAUUGAAGGCGACUUUGAAGAGGCACUAAAGAGGCUGUUCCCCAACGCACCCAAAGAGUCCAUUGCCAAGAUUGUGAGCCAUGCGCUCAAGAAGCGUAGCAGGAGAGUGGGAAGAAGCGGGACGGUACGGCUAGAUGACAAGGUGAAGCUGGCGGUGCGAGCACAUAUCCGGCACCAGCAUACGGAGUAUGAACAGCUACUGAGACAGGGCACGAAUCGCGAAAAAGCCAGAAUACAGGUCUUCAGCAAGCUUAAUGAGGUUGCGAGACUGUGGGGUGGACGGUCGGCGAAGAGUACUGGGCUCAAGCGAAAGGCCGGAAACGAUGGAAGCGACACAAGAACAGCUCAGGAAAGGAGCGAAUUGCACAAGAGACAACAGAAGGAGGAAACACUCGAAACUGCAGCUACCAAUGCAAAGACCGCGCGACACAACAAGACAAAACGAACCAGAAAGUUAACCGUCGUUGACAGAAGAUUGCUAGCUGAGGCAAGCAGGAAAUCAAAGGUAUCUGGCCUACGUGUUCAAACUCGCCGUAUGGCCAGGGAAGGAAUCGAACCUUUGGGAGGUACCGAGGAAGAACCGAUCGUCAUCGACGACAGCGACGGACAAGAAGCUGUCUUUACUAGAGGCGAGGACACUGACUUUGACGACGGCGAUGAAUCGGACUGGAGCAACUGGAGCGACAUCAGCUUUGGCAACGCCACUGGGAAAAAGUCGCGGCAGAACGACCAUCACUGGUCAAAGCCAUGCCGGACCUGAUGGUCUAUGCUGAGUGGCUGCACAAUGGCUGACCAACGUAACAACAUGCCGGUAGCUGCCACGAGACCAACUGUACCAUGCAUAUUCCAUGAUCUCUGUAACAUUUAAACCUGUGACCUGUGCCUGGGCUACGC
Messenger RNA from Neurospora hispaniola, 1529 nucleotides. RefSeq lists its product as uncharacterized. The coding region runs from base 370 to 1395 and encodes 341 amino acids. The record is from RefSeq and is a predicted model, not a curated record. The transcript is spliced from 2 exons. NCBI's taxonomy places the organism in Eukaryota, Fungi, Ascomycota, Sordariomycetes, Sordariales, Sordariaceae.